Messenger RNA from Camelina sativa (false flax), 1430 nucleotides. Lineage: Eukaryota; Viridiplantae; Streptophyta; Magnoliopsida; Brassicales; Brassicaceae. The record is from RefSeq and is a predicted model, not a curated record.
AUGGUUCAGAUCGGAUCUGAAACCUCUACCGAUUACUGCGACAUCGAAGAUGGAUGGCAGAUAAAGGUCUCGAAGCACUAUCACAACCGUGAUUUUAGGGCCUAUGGCGGCGUUUUCAGCAAGAUUGUUCCGAAUGAAAGCCUAGCUAACAAAAACGUCUUCCGUGUACUGAUGGUGGAUGAGGAAACUGAAAAGCCGAUUUUGUCUUUAUCCGAAGCCGCGGCAAAGAUCGAUCCCUCUCAUCUUGCGGCUUUCCUCGCCGCAAAGACGGAGAAGAAGGUUUCAUUAUGUCUUAUUCCUGUAUCUGUCUACGACACAUCAGUCCAUUGGAUCAAGAAUCUUCUAAAUGAUUCAACCUUGAAUUUCGUUGAUUGGGCGCUUGAUGGUAUUCUCACCGAUUGGGAAUCAGAACAACAAGGACUCGAGUCUAACGCUGUGCCCACAUUUGUUGGAUUAGCCUUGGUAUUGCGUAGUAGUAAGCCUGAUGUUUUUACUACUGUUUUGCGGGAGCUGAGGUGGACACCUAUGUAUCAAGGCCAGGACAAGCUUCCGGUUCUAGUUUUGAUACUGGCUCAGUUUUUGAACUCUGUUUGGGAGGAAGAUCGGCUGAUUCCACCUUCUUCAUUUGAGACCUUGCUGCGGCUUACAUUCCCUGCUUCAUCCGCUAGAGUAAAGUCAACAAAGAGGUUUGAGGCAGUUUAUCCCUUGUUGAAAGAAGUAGCCUUUGCACCAGAGAGUGCAACAGGAGGAAAGGCAGUGGAACAGAUAUUCACAUUUUCUUUGAAAUUAGCUGGAGAAGGUGUUGUUGUUACAGGAAAUCCUGGUCUAGCCAAAGAAGCUGCAGCAAUCGCUAUCCGGUCUGUGACAGAACACGUUGAUUGCUUUAACCACUGGGAUAUUCUCUAUAAGGAGCAUCUAGAAGCUAGCGUUGCUCUUCUUAGAAAGCUUGCAGACGAAUGGAAGGAUCAUGCCCCUAAAGUAUUAUCAUCACCAGGUGAUACUCUCACUGUCAAUCGAGCUAUGAGUAGCUUCAGGCUUAAGAAUGAAAAAGGCAUCACAGAAGGAGGAGCCAAUUGUUCACUUUACAAGGAAGCCGACGAGUCGUGCAAACUGAUCUUGGGGAGACUCUCCCGUGAAAGUGGCUGCCUCAAAAUAGCACCCAUUACUGCUGUGGUUCUAGGAGCUGCAUUUGCCGCUGCAGGAGGCGUUGCAGGAGCCGCUCUUGCUCUAUGCUUACCACUAGCAUAAUGGGCGGCCACAAAAUAACGCCCAUUUCUUUUUAAUUGUAUAUUUUUUAAAAUUAACCUAGGCUAACUUGUUCAUACAUAUGUAGUAGGUCAAUUCGUUAGGUGUUUCAUUUUGAAUGAUUAUGUUUAUUUGCGUGACGUGAUUACUAAUUGAUUAAUUGUAUAUUUCUUGCAAAAGAUAGA